Messenger RNA from Sphaeramia orbicularis (orbiculate cardinalfish), 4785 nucleotides. RefSeq names its product importin 8 (gene ipo8). The record is from RefSeq and is a predicted model, not a curated record. Lineage: Eukaryota; Metazoa; Chordata; Actinopteri; Kurtiformes; Apogonidae. Gene Ontology annotation, cellular component: nuclear envelope; cytosol. The coding region runs from base 293 to 3349 and encodes 1018 amino acids. The transcript has 25 exons. Gene Ontology annotation, biological process: protein import into nucleus. Gene Ontology annotation, molecular function: small GTPase binding.
UAAUACGGCGGAAAUUGUUCUUCGUCAAGUUCGUGAUAUUUUAACAACAAACGCGAUCUUUCCUCCAUAAUAAACACAGUGUUGCUGCUUCGUUUUUUGGGGUUUUCCGCUGUGGGAGCUCGUAUUUUGAAGGCCGGCUGCCGGAUGUCGUGUCGGUGUCGUAAAUGUUUGUCUGUGGCUGGGCCGUAGUGUAUGCAGAUUCAUAACGCCUGGCUGAAUUUAGGACUACGUUAGCUAGUGCUACAUGUAUGUAAUAGUCAAAACACAGAAGGAACCGUGUAACUGAACACACAUGGAUCCCAAUAGGAUAAUCCAGGCUCUUAAAGGGACCAUUGAUCCGAGUCUGAGGAUAGCCGCGGAGAAUGAACUCAAUCAGUCCUACAAGAUCAUCAACUUCGCCCCGACCCUCCUUCAGAUCAUUGUGUCGGAGCAGGUGGAGUUUCCUGUUCGCCAGGCAGCGGCCAUCUACCUGAAGAACAUGGUGAGUCAAUAUUGGCAGGACAGGGAACCAUCUCUAGGCGAGGUCGUCUUUCCCUUCAACAUCCAUGAGAAUGACCGUCAGCAGAUCAGGGACCACAUUGUGGAGGGAAUCAUCCGCUGUCCAGAGUCCAUACGCGCCCAGUUGACCAUGUGUCUGCGAGCCAUCAUCAAGCAUGACUUCCCCGGCCGCUGGACUGGAAUCGUGGAUAAGCUUAGUGUUUACCUGCAGUCACAGAACAGCGGCAGCUGGUACGGCAGCCUGCUCGCUCUCUACCAGCUGGUCAAGACCUACGAGUACAGGAAGGCAGAUGAGAGGGAGCCUCUGCUGGCAGCCAUGCAGAUCUUUCUGCCGCGGAUUCAGCAGCUCCUCAGCCAACUGCUGGCCGACGCCACCAUCUUCUCUGUCCUCAUCCAGAAACAAAUCCUCAAGAUCUUCCAUGCCCUAGUACAGUAUUCGCUGCCUCUCCAGCUGAUCAACAACACAGUGAUGACUCAAUGGAUGGAAAUACUGCGAGCCAUAAUGGACAGAGAUGUGCCUGCUGAGACUUUGGAAGUGGAUGAGGAUGACCGGCCUGAGCUAGCUUGGUGGAAGUGUAAGAAGUGGGCGCUGCGUAUCAUCACUAGACUGUUUGAGCGGUAUGGAAGCCCUGGUAACGUGACAAAGGAGUACUACGAGUUCGCAGACUUUUUCCUCAAGACAUAUGCAAUUGGUAUUCAGCAGGUCCUGUUGAAGGUGGUGGACCAGCACCGACAGAAGCAGUACGUUACACCUCGUGUCCUGCAGCAGUGUCUCAACUACCUCAACCAGGGCCUGUCGCACUCCCUGACCUGGAAACAGAUGAAGCCACAUAUGCAGACUAUAUGUCAGGAGGUGAUUUUCCCGCUCAUGUGUUACAAAGAUGAGGAUGAGAAGCUGUGGCAGGAGGACCCAUACGAGUACAUCCGCAUGAAGUUCAACCUUUAUGAUGACCACGCCCUACCAGCCACCGCUGCCCAGAGCCUGCUGUGUAAAGCUGCCCGCAAAAGGAAGGAGGUUCUUCCUCAGAUGAUGGAGUUCUGCCACCAGAUACUGAUGGACCCCUCUGCUGACCCCCGCAGGAAGGACGGGGCACUGCACUGCAUUGGAGCUCUGGCUGAACUCUUAUUAAAGAAGCGUCUGUACAGGGAACAGAUGGAGCUUAUGCUGCAAAACUAUGUGUUUCCUUUGCUGAACUCUCCACUGGGUUACCUGCGAGCCAGGUCCUGCUGGGUGCUCCACUGCUUCAGCCCACUGCGUUUCCAUGAUGAGCUGGUGCUGAGAAACGCCGUGGAGUUGGUCAAACAGGAUCUGAUCGACGACAAGGAGAUGCCGGUCAAAGUGGAAGCCGCUAUCGCUCUGCAGACGCUCAUCAGCAACCAAGAACAAGCCAAGGUGUACAUCCAACCUUACAUCCGGCCGAUAAUGCAGGAGCUGCUGCACGUGGUUAAAGAGACGGAGAAUGACGACUUGACCAACGUCAUCCAGAAGAUGAUCUGCGAGUACAACCAGGAAGUGGCUACCAUCGCUGUGGACAUGACACAGAACCUGGCGGAGAUCUUCACUAGAGUCCUUCAGAGCGAGGAAUACGAGGAGAACGAGGACAAGACUGUCAUGGCCCUGGGCAUCCUCAGCACCAUCGACACCAUCCUCACUGUCAUGGAGGACCACACUGAGAUCACUCAGCAGCUGGAGGGCAUCUGUUUGCAGGUGAUCGGCCUGGUCUUGCAGAAGCCCAUCAUAGGUAUGGCAGAGUUCUAUGAGGAGAUCCUGUCGUUGGCGUUCGGCCUCACCUGUCAGACCAUCUCCCCUCAGAUGUGGCAGCUGCUCGGAGUCCUGUAUGAAGUCUUCCAGCAUGACUGCUUCGACUACUUCACAGAUAUGAUGCCCCUUUUGCACAACUAUGUUACCGUGGAUACAGACAUGCUCCUGUCCACCUCAAAGCACUUAGAGGUCAUCUACAGCAUGUGCAAGAAGGUGCUGACAAGUGAUGCAGGCGAAGAUGCAGAAUGUCACGCAGCCAAACUGUUGGAGGUCAUCAUUCUGCAGUGCAGAGGCAGAGGCAUCGACCAGUGCAUCCCUCUGUUUGUGGAGGCGGUGCUGGAGCGUUUAAUGCGUGGAGUGAAGUCCAGUGAACUGAGGACCAUGUGUCUGCAGGUGGCCAUCGCUGCUUUGUACUACAACCCAGGCCUGCUCUUUCACACUCUGGACAACAUGCACUUCCCACACAGCCCACAGCCCAUCACAGCCCACUUCAUCAACCAGUGGAUGAACGACACAGAGUUCUUCCUGGGACUCCACGAUCGUAAGAUGUGCAUCAUUGGCCUGAGUGUGCUGAUGGACCUGCCCAAUCGGCCGGCGGUGCUGGACGGAGUUGCCGCUCAGAUCAUCCCCUCCAUCCUCCUCCUCUUCCUCGGCCUCAAACACCUUUAUGCUUCCCGUCUCCUCAACAAACCAGACCUGCUGGCUCGGGCCGGGACCCAGGACGAAGACCAGAACGAGGAGAUCCCCAGUGACGAGGACGAGGUUAAUGAGAACCGGAACGCCAUGCAGCAGCAGUGCAGCAUGCCAACAGGACAGGGCGGUGAGGAUGAUGACGAGGAUGAAGAUGACUACUGGGAUGACGACGGCUUUGAGGGGACGCCGCUAGAGGAGUACAGCACGCCUCUAGACUACGACAACGGAGAAGACGAGUAUCAGUUCUUUACCGCCGCCCUGCUCAGGGUCCAGAAUACAGAUGCAGGCUGGUACCAGAGUUUGACGGCUCCGCUCAGCGACGACCAGAAGAAGCAGCUGCAGGAGAUCUACAGCAUCUCACAGCAGAGGAGGAGCACUGCUGCCAAGGGCCACUGAACACUGAGGGGACAGAUGGACUGCAGACUCAGAGGAGGAGGGCCGAAGAAGUUAGGAGCUGGUCUGACCUGAUCUGAAGUGGAUUUCAGUCCACAUCAGACCAUACCAAACUUACCGGAUCCCACUGAAACCAGGUCCCUGAGUGCCAUCAGAACUGGAUCGAGUAGCAGGGGGCUGGUGCACUGUACAGAACCACAGCCCCAACUGGAAUAUUCCCAUCACCAGGACAGGACCCCUGGCCUGUGUGUGCGCGUGUGUGUGUUUGUGUGUGCACGUGUGUUAGGGGUGUAACGGCGCACUUGUUUGGCCUUCGAUACAAUAUGGAGGUGUACCGAACAAAUACAUGUAGCCUACGUGAAGAACGCAAUCACUCGGGAAGCAGGGUGGACACAAGCAGACCCCAUGUGCAGGGUUUCCUCUAUAUACAUUCAGUGGCGGCGAAUUCUCAGCACCGCUGUAAAAAAAAACAAAACAUGACAACAAGAGUAUAACAGAGGCACAGAAGCUGGAUCGGACAUUCGAAGCAUGUUUAACUCAAGUUGGUAAAAUCAAGUGAACCUGCUCCUCUUCUCCUUCACUGUGCCUCUGCUGUGGUGUUACUGUGAGGUCACUUUCACAGCACCUCAGGGAAUGCUGUGAGGUGUUCAAAAACACUCGGUAAAUUACAGCGUUUGCCAUAAACGAACAUUGAACAUUCAAAAAUACAUAACGUGUGGGAUGCCUGUUAAUGCACAAAGGACUGAACAAUAUUUUGUAGAAAUGUCCCGUGUCCCACAUAUAGUUACGGAAUGCACCCCCCCCCCCCCCCCCCCAUACCCCUGACUUCACUGGUCUGCUUCACUGUACAGAAAAUGUAUCGAACCGAAGACCCCUGUACCGAACCAAAAUUUUUCUGUACCGUUACACCCCUAGUGUGUGUGUGUUGUGGACUCAGAGAAAGGUCUGCAUUAUAAAUAUAAAUGUCUUUGACCAGCAGAAUUUGUUUAGGUUCUUGUACAGUGCAGUCCUUCAGUCUGUGACUAAGUAACUACGUUUGUGAGUGUGUGAGUGAGUUUGAAAGGAACUGUAAAAAAAAAAAAAAAAAAUUGAAACACAUCAGAGUGUGUGUUUCUAUGUACUGUAAGUGCUUGUCUUCGUCUCUCUGUAGCCGAACACUUUUUAUCAUCUCAUGAAGAGAGAGAGGGGUCUACAAUGAGCAAAGAAGAGCCCCAUUUCUGUCAGGGUGCCUUGAAUAAAGACUAUGAAUGGACAAGAAAGCCACGGUCAGAGGUCAAACAGCGGUGACCUGUGGCUGUGACGUCACGCAUAUGAAAUGUAAAAUGGGAGAGGGGUCACAGGAGAAGCAGUUUUUGUCUUUCUGUUUGUCCUUGGGUUUUGUUUUUGUAACGGUUUUUCAGAACUAAUUUAAGAAAAUCAUAAAAGUUCAUGUAACAUUU